AUGGACGACCGACGUGUUCCCGUAUCAGCUCCAACGUCAGCGCUUCAGCCUUGGCGAGAGCGUCUCAUUGCAGCCAACGUGUAUAUGCGCCAUGAUUAUGCUUGGAAACAAGGCGAAUUCCAACUGGCCGAAAACCGCCUCACGGGUGUUGGCUGUCGCCUCCUGUACCUCCACGCGUCAUGGAUUGAGACCUACAAGCACGCGCGACCCUCUGAUGACGUUAGAGACUUUCGGCGCAAGAUUUUCAUCGAGACUAAUGGCUUUCCCGAGUUUCAAGAGCGACUUUGCCGGGCAUGCGAUUUGAUGGGUUACGAGACAGUGGCUGAUCCACUGGACGCGGACUUGGUUUUUGUAUACGUAGCUCCUCCGGGACAGCAACGGGUUGAAGAGAGUCAGUAUAAGACUUUUCAGUAUGUCGUAGAGCACUCGAAGCCGUUGGAGCCGAAUGAGAAACCCAUGUUCUGCUUCUUAUUGGGUGACGCAGCCUUUCUCCCACUGCCUACGACCGAGGAAGAUGAGAAUGUACGAAGUCUCAGUGAUUUUGCCAUUUCUCAGGAGCUGGCUCCACUUGCCUGUGCAGCGGAGUACGGAUUGGUGGCGCACUUUUCCGUCGAGUUUGUACCAACGAGUGCGGAGAGCUUGAGUGACGAUUACAAGGAAAGAAAGACGUUGAAGCUGGAUUCGUUGAUGGGUAGAUUCGGAUGCGUGGGUCAGAACCUCAUGCAUUAUGCUGAGAAGUGGGAGUUUUAUGCUUCUGGAGACAGUGUGUUUUGCCAUGAAGAAGAUGAUCCGAAAGGGGUGACACAUCCGAGCGAGGAAGAUACUUUGUUCUGGUUUAGAGAGGCCAAAGGCAAGACUUGUGACCAAUGCCAUACACCCCGUGACAAGCUCUCGCGCUGUGCCAGAUGUCGUGACGCAGAGUACUGUUCACGAGAUUGUCAGCAGGCGGCAUGGAAUCUGCACAAACGACUGUGCGGCAAAACGCCCGAGCAGAUCAGCGCAAAAUAG
This is a messenger RNA of Peronospora matthiolae, 1008 nucleotides long. NCBI's taxonomy places the organism in Eukaryota, Oomycota, Peronosporomycetes, Peronosporales, Peronosporaceae. The record is from the annotation of a GenBank genome assembly.